CCCGCAGGCUGGGAUGUCGGUGUUGCGGCCGCUGGACAAGCAGCCUGGCCUGAACACGGCCACCAUCCUGGGGUGUCUGGGGAAGUUAAGAAGUUCUGUGCAGACCGGACUGGAACAGGUGCGACCGGGACCCUCAACCCGGGCCUGCCGGAGCCCUCUCUCGGUAAAACGGCGCCCUGCGCGCGGGAGCGAGAAUCCUGGGAGUCGAGCGGUCUCCGGUCUUUGGCCUGAUCCCCAGGCCCUUCAGCGGGACUGCUGUGCCCAGGCAUCAGUCGGCCGCCUUCUCUCCCUGGACAGCUGGUGGGCACGGAAGAUGCGCUUCUGCAGCAACUGGCCGAUUCGAUGCUCAAGGAGGACUGCGCCUCGGAGUUGAGGGUCCACCUGGCAAGGUCCCUCCCUCUGCCCUCCAGUGCGAAUCGGCCCCGAAUUGACUUGAUCGUGUUCGUGGUCAACCUUCACAGCAAAUACAGCCUCCGGAACGUGGAGGAAUCCCUGCACCAUGUGGACGCCACCUUCUUCCUGGGGAAGGCAGCCUUCCUCGCCACCGGAGCUGGGCGGGAGAGUCACUGCAGCGUCCACCGGAACACGAUCGUGAAGCUGGCCCACACCUACCGGAGCCCUCUGUUCUUCUGUGACCUGGAGAUUGAAGAUUUUCGAGCCACCAUGGCGCAGCGCCUGGUCCGCGUGCUGCAGAUCUGCGCUGGCCACGUGCCCGGCGUCUCAGCCCUGAACCUGCCGUCCCUGCUCAGGAGCUCGGAGACCCCGGCCCCAGAGGACCUGUAAGGGCCGCUGGCCUCCGAGCCACCGCUCCCCACGCCAGGUGCCUGGUGAACUUCCACUGUCUCUGAAGACCGGGUCAGGGCUUGGUGGCCCAGCGGUCAGACGCCCGCACGACCAGACUCGUCCACACUACAGCAGGGCCUGCAGCCCUCUCCCUGCCGGGCUCCCUCCAGCAGAGCCUGUCUUCACCCACCUGCCGGGGCACAGCUCCACUUCAGGCUCCGUUUGAACAAAGCAUCCGCAACAUUCGGAAAACCCCUGGCCUCCUCCACCACCUUGAUUUUGCAGAUGAGGACACUGACUCCGAUCUGUUAGGAGGGCCGGGCAGGGGGGCUCGCACUCUGUGACCCCAUCCGGCCCCACAUCCUGGCCUUACCAUUCUCCUAGAACCCGGUGUUGCCCCUUAGAGCCUCAGUUUCCCUGGGUGUGGAGUGGAGGAUUGUCGCAGUGUGAGGACUAGGUGAAAUGACCGAGGGGACAAGACCGCAGUUGGGUUUCCCCCUCCUCUGUGCGCUCCGGGCAUUUCACAAUCGGUUGCAUCAAGGUACCAGUGAGGCACGCAGUAGACAGUAACCAUUGUUUGAAAUCACACAGCUGGGUUCAAAAGCUGUUCAAACCCAGGAAUUACACUGUUCGUGACUCAGAAGUCA
This is a messenger RNA of Suricata suricatta (meerkat), 1430 nucleotides long. RefSeq names its product centromere protein M (gene CENPM). The transcript has 6 exons. The record is from RefSeq and is a predicted model, not a curated record. NCBI's taxonomy places the organism in Eukaryota, Metazoa, Chordata, Mammalia, Carnivora, Herpestidae. The coding region runs from base 343 to 783 and encodes 146 amino acids.